AUGGCGGUGGCGGUGGUGCAGCCGCGGCCGGGCCUCGCUCUGGACCCGGGGCUGGGGCCCAUCCUGCGGGAGGCAGUGAGGGCUCUGGGCCGGGCCGGGGCCGCGGAGGAGCUGGCAGCGGCUCUGGACGCGGUGCCCGCUGCUCUGGCGGCGGCAGGCGGUCCAGCAGCUCUCGGGGAGCGGGAGCGGGCGCUGUUCGACGCCUUCCUGCGCAGCCUGGCCCGGGCGCCUGGCGCGGCGCGGCCCGAGGGCGUGUGGCAGCGCUGUUUCCUGGAGGGCCCGCCCAGCCUUGUUCUCUGCGUCUUGCUGGAGGCCCUUGGCUCCGCGGGCUCUGGCCUUGACGCGAGGGAGGUAGUUGAGGUCCUGGAGCAGUUCCUGCAGAAGGGCCGGUUGUCAGCGUUACUGUGGGAGGUCUGUCAGCAUCAGGCGCAGGCGGGCUGCCUGGAGCUGCAGGACGCCCUGCUCAACAAGAUUGUGAGUUUGCCCGAGCAUGUGAGCAAUAAACUCCAGGGGAAAAACCCACCAGUGUUCUUCCCACAGAACUACUUCCCUCUCCUGGGUGAUGCAGUUCUCCAGGUGCUAGAGAAGAUCUCUGAUUCUCUGCGAGGUGGCUUGGACUGCUCCAUCUCUUUUGUUUCUCAUGUCCUGGGGAAGGUGUGCAUUCAUGGAAGGCAAAAGGAAAUUCUGGGAGUUUUGGUGCCCCGCCUGACAGACCUCACCAAGUCAGACUGUAUCUGGCAGAGGAUAUGCUGGCGGUUGGUGGAAUGUGUGCCAGACCGCUGGAUGGAAGCAGUGGUCCUUGGUUUUGUGCAGAGAGCACCCGGGGCAGAUGUCUUGUCCAGAUUGCUGGGGAGCCUGGUUGUGAAGAACAAGAAGGCUCAGUUUGUGGUGACACAGAAGAUGCUGCUCUUGCAGUAUGGCCAUACGACAGCAAUGCUGCAGAACCUCCUUGGCUACCUGUCCCUGGACAGCCUCCGGCGCACCUUGUUGUUCAGAGUGCUGCAGGAGCUAUUGGAGACCUGGAGCAGCAGCAGUGCUGUGAAACACUCCCCAGCUGAGCAGCAGCUGUACAUUAGCAAGGCCAUCCUCAUCUGCCUCUCCCACCUGAAGGAGCCUGAAAUUGAGAGCUGCAGACAAGAGCUUCUGACAAGCAUGAUGGAGGGUGUGCAGUGCCACUUGGACAGCAGUCUGCCACAACUACGGCGUCUGGGCAUGGUGGUGGCAGAGGCCAUCAGCUUGAAAAUAAACACUGAGGGGCCUGUUCUGAAGUUUGAGUAUGAAGAAGACGAUGAAACAAGAGAAUUGAAGUCACUUCUGGUGCAGACUCCAUCAUUCUGUGUUGUCCCCAGUCUUCCCGAUGAUGACAGGAAUGAGAAAACAGGUGCUGCAGUGCCAUUGGUACCAGAGAGUAAUGAGAAAUCUCAUACAGCAGCCCCUGUGAUGCCAGAUGAAGAGUCAGAUGCUGAGCUUGACAGUGAUGAUGACGACCUCAUCCCUUAUGACAUGUCUGAGGAUAAAGAGCUAAAAAUUAAGGCUCCUGUGUAUAUCCGAGACUGUAUUGAGGUUCUGACUGGAUCAAGAUCUGAAGAUGUGAACAAAUGGGAAGCUACAGUCAAGGCCCUUGAGAGCUUGGUACGGAAGAAUCCAGCAGCAGCAAGAGAGGUUAGUGUGGAGCUGGCAAAAAUAUUAUUGCAUCUGGAGGAGAAGACCUGCAUUGAAGGCUUUGAGGAGCUCCGUCAAAGAGCUCAAGUAGCUGUUUUAACCACAGACCCAAUACCUGUUGCAAAGUACUUGACCUCCCAGUUCUACUCUCUGAACUACAGUCUCCGUCAGCGUAUGGACAUCCUUGAUGUAUUGGUUUUGGCAGCUCAGGAAUUGUCCUGUCCCAAAUUUCAUGGGAAGACCAAGCAUUCUGGUGCCCAAAAGCCUUGUAUCCAGCUCCUUCCAGGAAGUGACAGCUCUAAGGACUGGAGAAGAAUUGUUGAUGAGAGGAUCAAAAGCAAGACUCGGAGAUUUACUACGGGUCAGUCUUGUGUGGAACUGGCUUCCUGCCCAAAUGAGUUCAAUUCUGUUGCUGGAUAUUUCUUUUUCCCAUUGAUUCAGCACUUUGACAGGCCUUUAACAACAUUUGAUCUUCUGGGGGAAGAUCACUUAGUCCUUGGAAGACUGGUCCACACUUUAGCAGUCCUGAUGUACUUGGCUGUCAACACUGUGGCAGUGACAGCAAUGGGAAAGGCACUGCUGGAGUUUGUUUGGGCACUACGUUUCCACACGGACUCGUACGUGCGCCAGGGCCUUUUGUCCUGUAUCUCCUCCCUUCUCCUCAGUGUCCCUAUGGAGCAGAUUCUGGCAGACAUGACAGAGGAGCUGUUGGAGACUCAGUCCUGGCUGGGAGAUGUGAUGGAGAAAGACCCUGAUGGGGACUGCAGAAGGCUGGCUCUACAGAACUUGCUGCUAAUGGAGAACCUGAAAAAGAAACUUGAAGCUGUUCCUUCCUAGUU
Molecule: messenger RNA, 2501 nt
Organism: Cinclus cinclus
Lineage: Eukaryota; Metazoa; Chordata; Aves; Passeriformes; Cinclidae
Gene: TELO2
Product: telomere maintenance 2
Exons: 20
Coding region: 1-2499 (832 amino acids)
Biological process (GO): telomere maintenance via telomerase; protein stabilization
Cellular component (GO): cytosol
Molecular function (GO): telomeric repeat DNA binding; Hsp90 protein binding
Source: RefSeq, a predicted model, not a curated record